CGGCUUAUUAUUGUCUUCCGCUUUCUCUUCCUCCUUUGUCUUCUCCUCUGCGGCGUCGGAGCUAAACCCCUAAUUUGUAAAACUAAAACCCUUUUCUCUACUGGUCGCCGCAAUCAUCCCGUCCCGAUGGAUCCUCAAACUGAACCCAAAACCCCAGUUUAUCUUUAUGAAACCUUGAGUCCCCUCGCUGUCUCCCCCGUCGAUCAAUCUCCACUGUCGGCUCAACUUUUGCCUUUUAGGUCCGAUCGUUAUUCGCCGCGCAAUCAGUCUCCGGAGCCCUACAGUGUCCUUCGCAACGAAAUUUCCUCUUCGAAGGUGAAUUUUUCGUCUGAGGAGGCCGCUGCACCAGAUUAUUUCUCGUUGGAAGUGGGUGAUGGGUCGGAGGAGCGGACGGCGGAUGGGCUCGAUGAGACAGAACCAAGGAGUCCACUGCCUCAACCAAAGAAAAGUAGGAAGAAGAAGAAAUCCGAGGCUGAUAUGGUGGCUUCUAAUGAAGCGGAGCCAAGGCUGGAGCUUGCGUGGUUUAGGGGGAACCGUAGGCUUAAGAGCCCAAUGCUUCAGUUGCAUAAAGAGAUAGUGGACUUUUGUGAUUUUCUCUCUCCAACCCCAGAAGAAGAAGCUUCACGUACUGCAGCAGUCGAAUGUGUAUUUGAUGUUAUCAAAUAUAUAUGGCCUAACUGCAAGGUGGAGGUUUUUGGGUCAUUCAGCACAGGGCUUUAUCUUCCGACUAGUGAUGUUGAUGUCGUGAUUCUGAAGUCAGGUAUCAAAAACCCGCAAACUGGUUUGCAGGCUCUUGCUAGGGCAUUGGCACAAAGAGGCAUUGCUAAAAAGAUACAGGUGAUUGCCAAGGCUCGUGUUCCAAUUAUCAAAUUUGUAGAGAAGAAAAGUGGUGUUCCAUUUGACAUAAGUUUCGACGCACAGAAUGGACCAAAAGCAGCUGAGUUCAUAAAGGACUCGGUGUUGAAGUGGCCUCCAUUAAGACCAUUGUGCUUGAUUUUGAAAGUAUUUUUACAACAGAGAGAAUUGAAUGAGGUGUAUUCAGGUGGAAUAGGUUCAUAUGCCCUUCUUGCCAUGCUUAUGGCUAUGUUGCAGAAUCAUCAGGAAAGCCGAACUUUGCCAGAGCAUAACUUAGGAAUCCUCCUGAUCAACUUUCUUGAUUUCUAUGGCCGCAAACUGAACACCGUCGAUGUUGGCGUGUCCUGCAAGGGGAAAGGCACCUUCUUUGUAAAGAAUAGCAAAGGGUUUUCAACAAAGGGGCGGCCAUUUCUCAUUUCCAUUGAGGACCCACAGAUGCCAGAGAAUGACAUUGGGAAGAAUUCCUUCAACUAUUUCCAGAUUAAAUCAGCUUUUGCAACGGCUUUUUCAACCUUGACAAAUCCGAAGAUCAUCCUAAGCCUAGGACCCAACAGGAGCAUUCUUGGCACCAUAAUCAGACCGGAUCCCAUCUUACUGGAGCGCAAAGGAGGCCUUAAUGGGGAGGUAACUUUUUCAAGCUUGCUUCCUGGAGCUGGAGAGCCCCUGCAGUCAGACUAUGGAGUGCAGCCUGAGCUUUUGUGCAAUUGGCAGUUUGAUGAGGAGGAGCCACUGCCACGAGGAGAUGUAGUUGCUGCAAAUGUCAGUGCAGAGUCUUCUGGAAGGAAGAGGAAAGUUUCUUCCAAAGAUAAAUCCAGAAAAAAGAAGGUAAAUGAAAAUGAGGAGGUUGGGAAUCAAGAAAAUAGCUUGAGAAAAGAGAGAAGUGCAAAGAAGAAACCUUGGAGACACAACAACGGCUAUGGUGAUGCCAACGGCUUUAGCCAUUAGUCUCCACGACCUGCAGAAUUCAUCACCAAAUUUUUCAGUUCGACUUGUUAUCCCACGAAUCAGUUUGCCACUGCAUUCCGAAGCCGUACAGUCAGGAUUAUCACAACACGUCGAUUAAGGUAUACCCUGAUUCUAUUAAAAAGGCGAAAUGGGUGCAAUUGUAGGAUAGACCGAAUCUAUCUUAGUUACCAGGUGCUCGAAGUUUUUGGGAUAGAAAUUUAAGUGUCUCUGUCCCUGAGAGCAUUCAAAGCAAAUGUUGUAGAUUUAGAUGCCUGUUUUGCUAAUACAUACCAGAUGGCAAUUUUAUUUUGCCUUGUGAUUUUCAAGCAAAUGACACAUUCUGAACUUCAAAUCCAAA
This is a messenger RNA of Carica papaya (papaya), 2158 nucleotides long. RefSeq names its product Nucleotidyltransferase family protein. Gene Ontology annotation, cellular component: TRAMP complex; nucleolus. Lineage: Eukaryota; Viridiplantae; Streptophyta; Magnoliopsida; Brassicales; Caricaceae. Gene Ontology annotation, biological process: RNA 3'-end processing; polyadenylation-dependent ncRNA catabolic process. Gene Ontology annotation, molecular function: mRNA binding; poly(A) RNA polymerase activity. The record is from RefSeq and is a predicted model, not a curated record.